GGCGGCGGCGGGUGGCGGGCACGCGCCUAGGGCGCGCGCGCCACCCCUCUCGCCUCCACCCAACUCCCCCAUUAGUGCACGAGUUUACCUCUAGAGGUCAUCAGGCAGGAUUUACGACUGGACAACAAAAGCACGUGAUUCGAAGUCGUACCCCAUAUUUGGGUGCCUACGUAGGAGGGAACCAAGUACAUGUCCCAGUCAUUUCCAUAAUUCAUCAUAAAUUGUGCAAGGGUGCUAUAGACGCACAAACGACCGCGAGCCACAAAUCAAGCACACAUAUCAAAAAACAAAUGAGCUCUUAUUUUGUAAACUCAUUUUGCGGUCGCUAUCCAAAUGGCCCGGACUACCAGUUGCAUAAUUAUGGAGAUCAUAGUUCCGUGAGCGAGCAAUUCAGGGACUCGGCGAGCAUGCACUCCGGCAGGUACGGCUACGGCUACAAUGGCAUGGAUCUCAGCGUCGGCCGCUCAGGCUCCGGCCACUUUGGCUCCGGGGAGCGCGCCCGCAGCUACGCGGCCGGCGCCAGCGCGGCGCCUGCCGAGCCCAGGUACAGCCAGCCGGCCACGUCCACGCACUCGCCUCCGCCCGACCCGCUGCCCUGCUCCGCCGUGGCCCCCUCGCCCGGCAGCGACAGCCACCACGGCGGGAAAAACUCCCUGGGCAACUCCAGCGGCGCCUCGGCCAACGCCGGCAGCACCCACAUCAGCAGCAGAGAGGGGGUUGGCACGGCGUCCGGAGCCGAGGAGGACGCCCCCGCCAGCAGCGAGCAGGCGAGCGCGCAGAGCGAGCCGAGCCCGGCGCCGCCCGCCCAACCCCAGAUCUACCCCUGGAUGCGCAAGCUGCACAUAAGUCAUGACAACAUAGGCGGCCCGGAAGGCAAAAGGGCCCGGACGGCCUACACGCGCUACCAGACCCUGGAGCUGGAGAAGGAGUUCCACUUCAACCGCUACCUGACCCGCCGAAGAAGGAUUGAAAUAGCACAUGCUCUUUGCCUCUCCGAGAGACAAAUUAAAAUCUGGUUCCAAAACCGGAGAAUGAAGUGGAAAAAAGAUAAUAAGCUGAAAAGCAUGAGCAUGGCGGCGGCGGGAGGGGCCUUCCGCCCCUGAGUAUUUGAGCGUUUAAAGUACUGAGCAGUAUUAGCGGAUCCCGCGUAGUGUCAGUACUAAGGUGACUUUCUGAAACUCCCUUGUGUUCCUUCUGUGAAGAAGCCCUGUUCUCGUUGCCCUAAUUCAUCUUUUAAUCAUGAGCCUGUUUAUUGCCAUUAUAGCGCCUGUAUAAGUAGAUCUGCUUUCUGUUCAUCUCUUUGUCCUGAAUGGCUUUGUCUUGAAAAAAAAAAAAAAUAGAUGUUUUAACUUAUUUAUAUGAAGCAAGCUGUGUUACUUGAAGUAACUAUAACAAAAAAGAGAAAAAAAAACACACAAAAAUGUCCCCCUUCAACCUCGUUUAGUGCCAAUGUUGUGUGUUGCACUCCAGUUGUUUAACUGUGCAUGUGAGUGGAAGUGUUCCUGUCUCAAUAGCUCCAAGCUGUUAAAGAUAUUUUUAUUCAAACUACCUAUAUUCCUUGUGUAAUUAAUGCUGUUGUAGAGGUGACUUGAUGAGACACAACUUAACUUGUUUGACGUGUAGUGACUAGUGGCUCUGUGACGAAAACUGUGACUCCGAGCGGUGUGUCCCUGCGUGCCUUUGUAGGACCCUU
This is a messenger RNA of Neomonachus schauinslandi (Hawaiian monk seal), 1693 nucleotides long. RefSeq names its product homeobox A5 (gene HOXA5). The coding region runs from base 291 to 1103 and encodes 270 amino acids. Lineage: Eukaryota; Metazoa; Chordata; Mammalia; Carnivora; Phocidae. Gene Ontology annotation, molecular function: RNA polymerase II cis-regulatory region sequence-specific DNA binding; DNA-binding transcription factor activity, RNA polymerase II-specific. Gene Ontology annotation, biological process: regulation of transcription by RNA polymerase II; anterior/posterior pattern specification. The transcript is spliced from 2 exons. Gene Ontology annotation, cellular component: nucleus. The record is from RefSeq and is a predicted model, not a curated record.